This is a messenger RNA of Colletotrichum aenigma, 567 nucleotides long. RefSeq lists its product as uncharacterized. The transcript has a single exon. The record is from RefSeq and is a predicted model, not a curated record. Bases 1 to 567 code for a protein of 188 amino acids. NCBI's taxonomy places the organism in Eukaryota, Fungi, Ascomycota, Sordariomycetes, Glomerellales, Glomerellaceae.
AUGAGUAAACUCGACAGACACACACUUUUCAUUGAUGAGGUCGAGACGGAUGUAGUGUUUAUGCAGCCCAACAGCAGCAAUGCACUCCCGGACGCAAACCUGGUCAGAUACAGCCCUGUCUCUAGGCCAGUACAAAUCUCCACGCACCAAGACUCCGAAGACAAUGAAAUUGUUCGCGUGUCCUCUGGAUCUCCGUGGAAGCAUUAUGAGCGCAAAUUUUCCGUCAUAUUAAGUAGAGAAAGACACGUUGUGAAAUGCAGAACUUCUAGCGAAAGUUUUAUGAUAAGGACUGUCGACGGGCGAUCUGCAGAGAAGAAUGUUCUGUAUCUCCGCAGCAUUCAGCACCCCAACGUCGAAAGAAUCAAAGAAAUGUUCUCCGAGGACAUAUUAGACGCAUCUACCCACUUACACAUCGUUACAGAAUGUUCCACAGUCUCCUUACUUCAAGUUUACAGAUCGCCUCAGUACCCUACUGAGCCAGAGUUGGGCUCGAUUCUGCAGCAGGUAAUGUUCUACGCAUAUUUACGAGUUUUUCUCAUGACGUAUACAGAUACUCGAUGGUCUUAA